AUGCCCGACCGACCCUCAUACCUGAAAGUAUUGAUCGCUUUUGAUCCGCCAUUGGCUCCACCACGUAUGCAACCUCCAGACCGUUUGGAAUCUGUCGAAAACGAUAAGAUUGUGGCACAGUGCCAAGCAUGGACCAGAGCUUGCACAUCAAUAGAUGAUAGCCGUCGCUAUGCUGCACUUGUCACUGACAUCAAUGGUAAAGCUGUGUUGGCUUGCAGAUUCCUUGCUCCAGUGCGACCUCCGCAAUCCGUUCCGCAUCCGGGCGCAAAUCCGCGACGCACUGUAGAAGUUGCCGCUCGACUAGUCAGCCAGAUACCAUUUGUUGCCGAUCCAGCGUUGUUUCCCGGCUCCACGGAUCUUUGGACUACUAUAGAGAAGUUCCUCUCACUUGGCUGUGGUGAUGAAGAGGAACAUGCUGUGUUGCUCUGCUGUUGGUUGCUCUCCUUACAGAUUCCAAGCUGUCUAGUCUUAGGUUUUGCCCUUCCGGAAGGCUCUAAGGCUGCCUAUGUCUUCACUAAUCUACCGGAUGGCAUCUACUUGGUGAAUCCUUGCGAUGGUUCCGUCUACCCAUCGACGGAUGCGAUGUGCCCAUUGGCUAGUGUCGGUACGGUAAUCACACCGAAAAAUGUUUACGGUAACAUACAGUCAUAUGGACAUCCGAGUCAACUACAGUUUGACCUAAAUUUAUCAAAUCUUUCAGAUGCAUUUUUUGUGAUUUAG
Cylicostephanus goldi is the source of this 720-nucleotide messenger RNA. NCBI's taxonomy places the organism in Eukaryota, Metazoa, Nematoda, Chromadorea, Rhabditida, Strongylidae. The record is from the annotation of a GenBank genome assembly.